UUACGUUCCAAUCAGCCGACCAAGGAAGCGCGGCCGAUGUGCAUGUUACUUGUUCCUUGUCCUUACAAUUUGUUGUUUUUUGGCAACAUCAAUUUACUUCGGGAUAAAAUCGAGCCGACUUCACUAUGCAUUGAAACACCAACGAGCAAUGAUGUGCCCACCAAUGAGAAUCAUGGAUCUCUUUCCGAAUGGUAUGGAUGCCAUUGAAGGCAGACACCGUGAAGGUGGAUAUCAAGGAAAUUGGCGGCCAUGGCGCCAUCACGGUGGUGAUCGUGAUCAUGAUGGCGAUCGUGAUGAGGAUGGUGAUCAUGACGGAAACGAUGGAAUGAACGCUGAAGGAACACCAGAAAUGUGGCAAAAAAUGGCAACAAAAUUGGCCGAAUGCAUUAAAGUGGUCGAGGAAGAUGCAACCCUUGAAGAGGGAGUAAUCACUUUCGAUAUAAAUUCAGAAACCAUCACCAUCAACCUCAAAUGCGCCAAGUCAGUUAUGGCUAAAAUCAUGAGGAAUCUCUGGGCCAGAGGUUUUGGUCAAAUCAUGAAUUAAAGGAACGAGUGAAGAAAACUUUUAUGUACAUUCGUGCACAAUAAACAGCAGCCUUUUAUUCUUAAUACAUUAUGCUAUAGUGAUUCAUGGUUUUAGUUGUAACUUUUUCCAAUUGAAGUGAUAAAGACAUUCUGUUAUAUAGGUAUCGACUUUAUUCUGAUGUAAUUUCUAUAAGCCUAAAAACAGGGAAUAUUUUUAGGGCAUAAACUUCCCGUUUAUUAUUUUUGUUUCCUGCAUUUGAAAUUCACAUACAACUCUUUGUUUCGUAAGUCUGGCAUAUUUUAUUUUCUCUUCUAUAUGUACAUAUAUUCUACUGGUCACACGCAAGAUUGCACUUGUAGUUAAACAUAUUCAAGCACACACAACAGCGUUUCUGUAACUUAUAAUUUCAUUUUAUAACAUUUCAAUCCAUUUUCAGUUUAAAUAUCGAAUUAAAAAAAAAACAUUACAAAUUUAAUCAAAUGUUUUUAUUUUUUCGUCUAAGAUUUUAUUGGGAAUUGUAAUACUUUGAUUUUAGUUUUUUUUUUAAACUUAUCAGUAAUUUCGGUUAUUUUGAAAAUCGUAUUUCUUUGUACAGGUUUUAAUUUUAAAACUUAGUGGUUUUGUAAAAUGGUGUUUCAAGUGUCUAGUGGGUUCAAAACCCCCAACAAGGACGACGCCUUCAGUAAAGAGAAACUUCCUGAAAAUGAAAUGUUUCCUGUCGCCAUAGAUGACACAGCACAAACUCCAUCGGCGCCUCCUCUAUACGUUGAGGCCCAGACUCGUCCCUGCAGAAAAAGACGCAGUACUUGCAACCUGUUUAUCGUGCUCGGGACAUUAAUUCUCUUGUUCCUGAUUGGCUACACAGCUUGGUCAUGGUUCAGCGUUCAUAAAUACAGACGGGAAAUGAAGAAUCCUUGCAUGAUGGACGGUUACAAGAAGCCUUUUGGACUCGACAACCGUCCAACCACCACCCCCACCACGCCCACAACAACAACUCUACCCACAACAACUACCACCAUAACAUUGAACGGAGGACAAGCGAACCUCCUGCAGUCGUCCAUGAACACCCUCCUAACCACUUGCGUGCGGGAGUUGAUAGUCGAUACAACAACCGGUGGUUUCACAAUUUAUGACAUCGAUCCAACGUGCCUGAAAAACCUAAUGCUGGAUUCUUUCAAAGUUUGGUUUUCCAAUAUAUUGGGAUGAGAAGUGUAUUAAUACCAAGCACAUACAGAUGUAUGAAAACUGCACUUUUGUAUAUAGUAUUGCACAUUUAUAUUCGACAAAAAUGAUGUUUACUUUUUUGCAACACUUCGAAUACCUUUUAUCAGUAGUUAUUCUAAAAUUAAAUUUAAAGCUAAGACUGUGGGGUAAGAUGGAUACUGUUUACAUAAUAUGUUUUUUUUUUUCUUGAAAACAAUUAAAAAACGUAUUUUGGAGGCUUGAGCAUAAGUUUAUAUAAUUUUGCAAAGAAUAAAAACAGGAACCAUCUUAUCCCAUAACCCAGAACUAUAUAUAUAACAAAUAAACAUGUUUUCCUAUAAUUUCUUCUUAACGACAGCUCUUAUUUAUGUAAAGUACAUUUAAUUUCAUGGAACAUCUUUAGAAAUAUCUUUUCUGUGCUUUCAUUUCUACACAUGGGCACAUUUUAUCUGUUUUUAACUUUAACAAAUUUCAAACGGCCAUAUAAGGCUUUAACCUCCAAUCAGGACAUUUGUAUAUACAUAAACACCGUGUGAACAACAAUUAGACUUGUAAAUUCGAACCAGCGGAAAAAAUAAAUGCAUAAAACAUACAA
This is a messenger RNA of Ciona intestinalis (vase tunicate), 2324 nucleotides long. Lineage: Eukaryota; Metazoa; Chordata; Ascidiacea; Phlebobranchia; Cionidae. The record is from RefSeq and is a predicted model, not a curated record.